Dentiscutata heterogama is the source of this 1017-nucleotide messenger RNA. The record is from the annotation of a GenBank genome assembly. NCBI's taxonomy places the organism in Eukaryota, Fungi, Glomeromycota, Glomeromycetes, Diversisporales, Gigasporaceae.
AUGUCAAAUACCGACUCCGUCGUCCUCGUAUAUACACCAUCUUGUCAUGAGCAAGAAUUGCCUCCGCAAAGAUCCUCCCGGAUAAAAUUCAAUUUUUCAUUUAUGUUUACAAGACGAUUUCUUAUAAUACUUUUACUUGGACAAUUUCUUUCGCUUUGUAUAACCUCUACAAUUGUGACUACCGCAGAAUUAAAAAUUAAUCUCCCUACCACUCAAACCUUUUUGACGUAUUUUGUGCUAUUUAUCACUUGCACUCCAUUUACUAUUUCUAAAUAUGGAUUUGCAGGGUUUUUUAAAAUGGUUAAAAAUGAUUCUUGGAAAUCCUUUACGAAUGUUCAAGGAAAUUAUUUUAUUGUAAAAUCUUUCGAGUAUACUUCUACACUUUCUCUGAUGUUACUCGAUGCAUGGACAACUCCUAUGGUUGCAGUCUUCUCAAUAAUGUUUUUGAAAGUAAGAUACCGUUUCAAUCAAUAUUUGGGCAUUUUUAUUUGUAUCAUUGGUUCUGGUAUUGUAAUCUGGGGUGAUGUUGAUAUUGGUAAAAAUAUGUAUUUUGCUAAAGAUCCAAUAAAAGGCGAUUUAUUCGCUUUGAUCGGUGCAACUUGCUACGGUAUUUCGAAUGUAUUAGAAGAAUAUUGUGUGAAUAAAAAGCCAUUACAUGAGGUUCUUGGUCAAAUGGGAUUUUGGGGCACCUUUAUUACUGCCCUUAUAAUUGCAUACACUAUCGCAAUGCUUUUAUUAUACGUUGGAAUUUCGGUCUUUUUACGUCUUUCAUCCGCCUUAUUUUUCAAUUUAUCUUUACUCACUAGCGAUUUUUAUACUUUAAUAUUUAACUAUUUCAUAAUCAAAGAACCGAUGUCUCGAUUAUAUCCAAUAGCAUUCUGUGGUACAAUACUUGGACUUAUAAUAUAUUACAUUAGUCCUGAAGAUAAGCCUAUAAUUACUCAGGAAAAUAAUAAUGAGCCUAUUAAUGACACUAUUCUUAUAGAAUUAGAUCCGGAUAACAAGCUUGAUGUUUGA